AUGUCGGUAAUAUUUUACAGAUUAUUUGUAAAUGCAUUGAGACAAAAUCUGCCGAGACAUCCCAUUAAAUCAGUGCCGCAUCUGCGCUCUAUAUCAGCCAUGGAGGUAGCUACUGUGGAAAAAGUAGCAGAUGGUAAUCAAAAAGAAUCUCAAGAAAUAGUACAAAAUAAAAAUUUUACAAGGUUCAAACAACGGUUCAUGAAGCGACAAUGGCAGGAUCCAGAUCCAAAUAAAACUGAGAAUGGUGAAUCAGACGAGAAGAAACUUUGUGAAAGACCAGUAGAAAGGAUCAAAAGAAAGAAAAUGGCACUCGUUUUGGGGUACUGCGGUGUUGAUUACUAUGGCAUGCAACGUAAUCCUGGUGUACGAACAAUAGAGGAAGAUUUAUUAAAGGCACUAAUGGAGGCUAAAUAUAUAACUGAAGACGAUUUCAACAAUCAGCAGAACACACAGUUUCAACGGAGUUCUCGGACCGACAAGGGUGUAUCUGCUGCCAGACAGGUUGUGUCACUUAAACUACCUCUUGAAGUAGAUGUAAACGAAAUAAAUAAAAGGCUGCCGGAUUGUAUCAAAGUAUUUGGUAUAAAGAGAGUGACAAACAAAUUCAACUCAAAAUCAAAGUGCAAUGCGAGAACAUAUAGCUACACUCUUCCCACUUAUGUAUUUGAACCUAGCUUAGUAACCGAUGAGGAAAGAAAGCAAUAUAGAAUAUCAGAAGAUAAAAAAGAACAAGUUAGAAAGGUGCUAGAAGUUUAUAAAGGAACAAAGAGUUAUCAUAACUUUACGGAAAAGAAACACCACCAAGAUCCUUCAUCGCUAAGGUACAUGAUGGGAUUCACUUUAGACAGAGUGUUUGUUGAUUCAGAAAUGGAAUUUGCAGUUCUGUUAGUAAAGGGUCAAAGCUUUAUGCUGCAUCAAAUUCGGAAGAUGGUUGGUCUGGCGAUAGCUGUGCUGCGCGGUCAUACUGAUAAUUCCAUCUUGAGAAAGCUUUUGGCAAGGAAAAGGUUAUGAUACCAACCGCACCUGGGCUUGGACUUGUCCUUGAUACGGUCCACUACGACAGGUACGACAACAAAUUCAAGGACAGCCAUGACAGUUUAACUUGGACAUCUGAAGAGGAAGAAAUACAAAAGUUUAAGCAUGAACACAUAUACCCUGUAAUUGUUAAGGGAGAAGUAGAUAACAACUCUAUGGCCUUGUGGCUUGAGAAAAUGAGUAAUCAUUCAUAUGAACCAUCGGAAGAUGUUCCAGAGAAAAUAGAUGAGAAAGAACUGGCUGGUGGUGGGGAUGAUGAUGAUGAUAUUGACGAAGCUGAAGAUGAAGGUGAUGAUGAGAAAAAUGAUAGCAAAAACAGCAAUACUGUUGUGUCCACCGCUGCGCAAAGUAAUAUGGAAAACGGUAACUCUGAUAAAAGUGGAAACCUAUGA
Molecule: messenger RNA, 1427 nt
Organism: Spodoptera littoralis (African cotton leafworm)
Lineage: Eukaryota; Metazoa; Arthropoda; Insecta; Lepidoptera; Noctuidae
Source: the annotation of a GenBank genome assembly